This is a messenger RNA of Fundulus heteroclitus (mummichog), 8926 nucleotides long. RefSeq names its product assembly factor for spindle microtubules (gene aspm). The coding region runs from base 157 to 8793 and encodes 2878 amino acids. The record is from RefSeq and is a predicted model, not a curated record. The transcript has 27 exons. Gene Ontology annotation, molecular function: protein binding. Gene Ontology annotation, cellular component: spindle pole. Gene Ontology annotation, biological process: spindle organization; mitotic cell cycle; establishment of meiotic spindle localization. Lineage: Eukaryota; Metazoa; Chordata; Actinopteri; Cyprinodontiformes; Fundulidae.
AUCACACCGUCUCGCCAGUGCGUUUUAACGUCUGUUAGCUGGCGUGUGUCAAGACUCGAAUGACAAUACCGACUUUUGUUUUUGUUUGUUUUAUUUACCAAAAAAGAGUAGCAUAACAUGUAGUUUGUUUUUAAGUACUUUUUCAUCGUGUUAACAAUGGCGGAAGUGGCAACUUCAGCGCAACGGGCCUUUCUGGAGAUAAGUCCCGUGCAGCGAGUGGACGCUAACAAGGAGAACGACGUUCCGGUUUUGAGUCUGAUUCAGUUCUCGAAGCCACCGUUUGUGACUUUUGGGUCUGUGAAGCUGGGCACCUCGAAGUCGGCCGUUUUGCAGCUUAGGAACCCCAUAGAGGAUGUCGAAGCGGAGGUUACGGUGGAGAAGAUCCCCUCCAGCAAAGGGUUCUCCGUGGACCACAGCACGUUCACGAUCCAGCCUGAAGGCUCCUUCAACCUGACCAUAAGGUGGACCCCAACAGAAGAAGGUGGGACCAGGGAGCUCAUCGCCUUCAGCGCCAAUGGGGUCCUCAAACACCAAGCUGUCCUGCUGGGGAGAGCAGAAGCACCCAAAAAGAAAAAGAAGAGCUUAUGGGACUCCAUCAAAAACAAGAAAGGGACGGAAAAUUCACAGAAGUCGACGAGAGCGGCGUGUCCGCGGAAGAUGGCGGUGAACAAAACCUUCCAGGUGUCCCGGCAGCCUCAGUAUAAGCGGGAAAAGCCCCGCAGCCCGCUGGCGUCGCUCAACGAGCCGGAGGGGGUCAGAGGUCGCCCCCCCGCCAAGGACGGCCCGCAGAGGGCAGCCGUGCCGGGCCGGCGGCCCGCCGUCCUGUCCGACCAGAGCAACGCUCCUCCUGGACAGAAGGACUCGCCCGUCGUCCUCCUCGUCCCGACAGCAAAGGUCGUCCACUGUGCCGGCGGGUCAGCGAGUCCCGACAGAGAACUCACCGAGGCGUUUAGCAGAACCCUGUCGCCCAUCGGCACGCCAGACAUGUUCCAGAAGCUGAUGCCGCGCCUCGACUCCGCCGCGGAGAGCACUGCUGACGGCGGGUCCUCCCUGCCCUCCCUGAAAGACGCCCUGGUUCUGAUAGACUCUGAGCUCGGACAUCUGGACUCCAGUCCCAGGAACGUUAGCUCUGGCUGUGAGUUCUCUGAUUCUCUGGAGUCUAAGAGCGGGGAUCAUGGCGGCGGCGCCCUGGAGGCGGACAGCCUGGAGGCGCCGCCGCCUCCCGAGCCCAGACUCACGUUCUUCGUCUGCAAAAAGGUCUCAGAGGAGAGGGAGGUGGUAGAAAAGACGAAGGUCACCUUCACGACUGCCACGGUGACGAAGGGCAAGGCGAGCGUGGAGGUCGGCAGUCCGGGCGCGAGGAGAUCAAAGAAGUCUCGCCGCCGACUCCUGGAGAAAACGCUGGAGCUGUCAGACGGCGGCGGCGGCCAGAGCGACUCCGGCACGCCGGUCCUGCCCGUCAUCCACGCCGAGACCAGGACCCCGCCCAGCGACGCCGGACUGCGGGUCCAGGAGUUCUCCUCCUCCAGCCCCGAUCCGAGGCUUCACGCCUCACCUGCGCUCAAACCCUUCCCCAUGUCCCCCCCGCCGGACACGGCUCCGUCCCGCGUCUCCUUCUCAGACACCUCCUCCCCUCUGCCGGUCACCGUCGCCCCGCCGCCCCCAGCGAGCUCCUCGUCCCCUCUGCCCGCCGUGUCCCGGGCCGAUUCUCCCCAGGAAGACUUGUUCCCCGUUCAAGUGGCGGCGAACAGCAAGAAGAGGAAGAGCGAGGAGUCUUCGAAGGCUGAUCUGCAGACAGGAGACUCUGGGAAACAGCAGCAGGUGAAGAGGAGCAGGGUUGUGGUCGGGAAAACGGAGCCGCCGUCAGUGCGGAGCCGGAGGAGCGCAUCUCAGCGCCAGAGAGUCACAACUUCGACCCAAUCUGUGACCACUCCGUCUCUGAGGACAGGAAGGUGGACAGCAGGCGUCCAGGCGAAGCGGCCGAGCUCCAAAGUUUCCGCGCAAAGUACUUUGUCUCUGAAGGCGUCGGGUUCCCAGUCGGUGAAGAUCUCAAAAGUAGUUGCUGUAGCUCAGUCAAAGCUCACCUUCGUCAAGCCUGCACAGACGGCUUUACCAAGGCACCCGAUGCCGUUCGCUGCCAAGAACAUGUUCUACGACGAGAGGUGGAUCGAGAAGCAGGAGAGAGGAUUCACCUGGUGGCUCAACUACGUCCUCACCCCCGACGACUUUAAGGUCAACACCGAAGUGGCUAAAGUAAAUGCCGUCUCGCUCGCCUUGGGGAACGAGGAUAAGUUCAGCGUGCCCAAAGCUCCCACCAAGGAGGAGAUGUCCUUCAGCACCUACACGGCCAAGCGGAAGCUGAACCGCCUCCGCCGCUCCGCCUGCCAGCUCUUCACCUCCGAGGCCGUGGUCAAAGCCAUCCAGAGGCUGGAGCUGGAGGUGGAGGCCCGGCGGCUGCUGGUGCGCAAAGACCGCCACCUCUGGAAGGACAUCGGUGAACGUAAGAAAGUCCUGAACUGGCUGCUGUCUUACAAUCCGCUGUGGCUACGGAUCGGCCUGGAGACCAUCUUCGGGGAGCUGAUCUCGCUGGAGAGCAACAGCGACGUCUUGGGUCUGGCCAUGUUCGUCCUCCAGCGGCUGCUCUGGAACCCCGACAUCGCGGCCGAGUUCAGGCACGCCCGCGUGCCUCACCUUUACAAAGACGGCCACGAGGAGGCGCUGUCCCGCUUCACGCUGAAGAAGCUGCUGCUGCUCGUCUGCUUCCUGGACAAAGCCAAAGAAUCCCGUCUGAUCGAACACGAUCCGUGUCUCUUCUGCGUCGACGCCGAGUUCAAGGCCACUAAGGACCUCCUGCUGGCCUUCUCCAGAGACUUCCUGAGCGGGGAGGGGAUUCUCCCACGGCACCUCGCCCACCUCGGCUUCCCGGUCUCCCACGUGCAGACGCCCCUCGACGAGUUCAACUUCGCCGUGAAAAACCUGGCAGUGGACCUGAAGUGUGGCAUUCGCUUAGUGCGCGUGAUGGAGCUGCUCGUCCAGGACUGGAGCUUGUCGGCAAAGCUCCGCCUGCCGGCCAUCAGCCGCCUGCAGAAGGUGCACAACGUGGACGUGGCUCUGCAAGUGCUGAGAGGCAAAGGGAUCGACCUCAAGGAUGAAAGCGGGUCCAUGAUUGACUCCAGAGACAUUGCGGAUGGGCAUAGAGAAAAGACCCUUAGCCUCCUGUGGAAAAUCAUCUUUGCAUUUCAGGUGGAGGUGAUCCUAGACGAGGAUCAGCUCAGGGAGGAGGUCGUCUUCCUGAAGAGAGCUCUGAGGACCAAGAGAAGAAUGGCCCUGGUGAGGGCCGACAAGGGCCUUCAGCCGAGCCCGGCGAAGACCAGGCCGCCCUACGAACACGCGAGCCCAAAGCUCUGCCUGCUGAUGGACUGGGUCUGCGCCGUGUGCGACUUCUACCACCUGAAGGUGGAGAACUUCACCGUGUCGUUCUCUGACGGCCGCGUCCUCUGCUUCCUGCUCCACCACUACCACCCCAGCCUGCUGCCGGCGGCGUCCAUCAGCCACCGCACCACGCAGACCGUGGAGUGCUCCCCGAGGGGCCGCCUGGAGCUCAGCUGCUCAGCCAGCGACUCCGACGGCUCCUUUGACCCCGGACCGACGGACCAGGACGAGCAGGAUUCUCCGUCGUUGGUGUUUAAAGAGCUUCUGGAAAACGAGAAGAACAACUUCCACCUGGUCAACAGUGCAGUGGCCUUCCUGGGCGGCGUGCCGGCCAUGAUCAACCCAGCCGACAUGUCCAACACCAUCCCCAACGAGAAGGUGGUGAUGUCUUACCUGUCCUUCCUCUGCGCUCGGCUCCUGGACCUGCGAACCGAAACCAGGGCGGUGCGGAUCAUACAGGCUGCAUGGAGGAAGCACAAACUAAAGAAAGAUCUGCUGCUCUAUGAGGAGCGAAACACGGCGGCCAUGAAGCUCCAGGCGGUGGUGAGAGGUUUCCUCAGGAGACGCAGAGCCCAGAGGCAGACCCGAGCCGCCACCAUCAUCCAGUCGUUCUGGAGAGGUCAUUCAGCUCGGAACCGGCUGAGGAUGCAGAAAGAAGCCGAGCUUCUCGCUCUGCAGCAUAAAGCAGCUUCUGUCAUCCAGGCUCGCUGGAGGACGUUUUCCACCAUGGCGGCUUAUCGGCGCCUCCGUUAUUACGCCGUCGUAGUCCAGGCCCAAUGGCGGAUGAAGAUGGCCGCCAGCGCUUACGCUAACGCCCGGCGGGCCGCCGCUGUCCUUCAGAGGUACGCUCGAGCUCGGGCGCUGAUGAAAACGGAGCGGGAGCGGUACCUCCUCGUCCGGAAGGCAGCGGUGACGCUCCAGAGGUCGUACAGGAGAUGGAAGGACCAGAAAACUAAAAAGGAAAACGGCGCCGCCCGAACGAUCCAAGCCGCGUUCAGGAGGUGGCGUGGAGACGAAACGGCGCGACGAGCCGCCGCCGCCGUGAAGAUCCAGUCCUGGUACAGAACGCAGACGCUGGCCCGUCGGUACCGGAGGAUCAGGAGGAGCGCGGUGCUCCUCCAAGCUCUCCUCAGGGGACACGCGCAGAGGCGCCGCUUUGAGGCGCUGAAGCUGCAGCACCGCUCCGCCGCCGUGGUCCAGGCCGCCUUCAGGGGACACCUGGCCAGGAAGCGGCUCGCCACGACCAGACGCGCCGCCACCACCAUCCAGCGCUGGUUCCGGGCCUCCGUGGAGCGCCAGGCGUUCGUACGGAUGAGGCGAGCAGCCGUUUCCAUACAGGCGGCCUACCGUGGAAAAACGACCCGAGAGUCGCUCAGAAAGCGCCGCCGGGCCGCCACCGCCAUCCAGGCGGCGUUCAGGAAACACGCCGCCAGGAAGAAGUUUCUUCUCCUGAGAAAAGCUGCCGCCGCCGUACAGCAGCGCUACAGAGCUACAGUUUUAGCGCGGAGGACACGGCGGGACUUCAGAGCUCUGAGGACGGCGGCGGUCGUUGUCCAAGCCGUCUGGAGAGGCCGAUGUGAGAGGAGCGGCCUCAAGAGACGGCAUCGCUGCGCCACCCUGAUUCAGGCUCACUAUCGCCGACACAGAGCCCAAAAAGAGUUUAGAGCCAUGAGAGCGGCAGCUGUGGUCAUACAGCGGCGCUAUAAGGCUGUUCUGGUGGGAAAUGGUGUAAGGAAGGAGUAUCUGGAGAGGAAGGCGGCGUGCGUUACCCUCCAAGCUGGGUUCAGAGGCAUGAGCGUGAGGUCAGGGCUGAGGAAGACGCACGAAGCCGCGACCGUCAUUCAGUCCGCCGUCAGGAUGCUGGCAUGCAGGAAGCGAUACGUUCUCCUUCAGAGCGCCGCCAUCGUCCUCCAGAGCAGGUACCGGGCCAAGGUGGUCGGGGAGGAGCAGAGGAGGAGGUACCGAGCCGAGAAGAGCGCCGCCGUCGUCCUGCAGGCCGCCUUCCGAGGGAUGAAGUCGAGGCGAAGCUUGAGACAAAGACACGAGUCUGCCAGAGUCAUCCAGAGAGCUUUUAGGACCUACUGGGAACGCAAGCGCUUCCUUUCCUUAAAGGUCUGCGUCGUCACAGUUCAGCGCCGAUAUCGAGCUAACGUGGCAGCAAAGCAUCAAAGACAGCAGUACGAGCAGAUCAGGAGGGCAGCUGUCGGUCUCCAGGCGGCGUUCAGAGGACGCCAGGCGAGGAAGGAAGUUUCUCGCUGGCAUCAGGCUGCAGCUGUGAUCCAGGCCCAGUUCAGGAAGCACAGAGAGCGGGUCAAGUUCCAGGCGAUGCGUCUGGCCGCCGUCAUCAUCCAGAGACGCUACAGAGCUCUGAUCCUGCAGAGGAGAGACAGGGAAGACUUCCUGCAUCUGAGACGCUCUGCUGUCGUCCUGCAGGCGGCGUUCAGAGCUCACCGCGUGAGAAGAACGGUUGCAGAGAUGCACCGAGCCGCUACUGUCCUCCAGUCUCACUACAGGAGACGUAAGCAGCAGGAGGCCUUCAGGAGACGACGCUGGGCGGCGUGCGUCCUGCAGCAGAGGUUCAGAGCCCAGAGGCAGAAACAACGGGCUGUAAAACAUUUCCAGCAGGUCAGAAGAGCCGCCGUCCUUCUGCAGGCUGCGUAUCGAGGAAUGAAGUCCAGGCAGCUUUUGAGGCAGAGGGAGGAGGCUGCACGAGUGAUCCAGAGACUUUACCGGGCCCGCUGUGGACGCAAGCAGUUUGUGACCUUAAAGAACGUUGUGGUAAACAUUCAGCGCCGAUAUCGAGCUAACGCUGCAGCCAGAAAACAAAGACAGCAGUACGAGCAGAUCAGGAGGACAGCAGUCUGUCUCCAGGCGGCGUUCAGGGGGCUUCAGGUCAGAAAGUGUGUCGCUCGCUGGCAUCAGGCUGCAGCUGUGAUCCAGGCCCAGUUCAGGAUGCACAGAGAGCGGGUCAAGUUCCAGGCGAUGCGUCUGGCCGCCGUCAUCAUCCAGAGACGCUACAGAGCUCUGAUCCUGCAGAGGAGAGACAGGGAAGACUUCCUGCAUCUAAAACGCUCUGCUGUCGUCCUGCAGGCGGCGUUCAGAGCUCACCGUGUGAGAAGAAAGGUUGCAGAGAUGCACCGAGCCGCUGAGGUCAUUCAGGCUGGCUUCAGAGGCCACAAACAAAAACUGGCCUUCAGGCGGCAACGUUGGGCGGCGUGCGUCCUGCAGCAGAGGUUCAGAGCCCAGAGGCAGAAACGGCUUCAGUUCAGGUGUUACCAGCAGGUCAGAGAAGCCAUCGUUCUUCUGCAGGCUGCGUAUCGAGGAAUGAAGUCCAGGCAGAAGAUAAGACAAAUGCAUCAGGCUGCAAGCUUCAUCCAGAGAGCUUACCGAGCCCGCUGUGGACGCAAGCAGUUUGUGACCUUAAAGAACGCCGUUGUAAAUAUUCAGCGCCGCUAUCGGGCUAACGUUGCAGCAAAGCAUCAAAGACAGCAGUACGAGCAGAUCAGGAGGGCAGCAGUCGGUCUUCAGGCGGCGUUCAGAGGGCUUCAGGUGAGGAAGGAAGUUUCUCGCUGGCAUCAGGCUGCAGCUGUAAUCCAGGCUGAGUUCAGGAAGCACAGAGAGCAGGUCAAGUUCCAGGCGAUGCGUCUGGCCGCCGUCAUCAUCCAGAGACGCUACAGAGCUCUGAUCCUGCAGAGGAGAGACAGGGAAGACUUCCUGCAUCUGAGACGCUCUGCUGUCGUCCUGCAGGCGGCGUUCAGAGCUCACCGUGUGAGAAGAAAGGUUGCAGAGAUGCACAAAGCAGCGACUGUCCUCCAGUCUCACUACAGGAGACGUAAGCAGCAGGAGGCCUUCAGGAGACGACGCUGGGCGGCGUGCGUCCUGCAGCAGAGGUUCAGAGCCCAGAAAUGUGGACGCCUUGAGGCAAAGCGUUACCAAGAGAUAGGAAGAGCUGCCCUCACUCUGCAGGCUGCAUAUCGAGGAACGAAGGCCAGACAGAAGAUGAGACGAAGGCAUCAGGCUGCAGCCGUCAUCCAGAGAGCUUACCGGGCCCGCCGUGAACGGCAGAAGUACCUGAAGCUUAGAUCGGCUGCUCUCGUGGUUCAGAGAAGAUAUCGAGCCACUAAAGAAGCCAAAGCGGCGAGGGAGCGCUACAUGGUGAUGAAGCAGGCUGCCAUCGUCCUGCAGAGAUGCUGCAGAGCGUGGAGAGCAAGACGUCAGGUCCUGGAAGCAGCCCGGGCAGAGCGGAGACUCCGUUUCACGGCUGCUGUUUUCCAUCACCUCAGCGCCAUAAAGAUCCAACGAGCCCUGAGGGCGCAGCGGGCUUUGAGAUCAGCAAAGGCACAGAUCCAUUCUGUCGUUACCGUACAGCGCUGGGUCAGAGCGAGGCUGCAGAGGAGACGAUAUCUGGAGGACCGGAGGAAGGUGGUGACGGUUCAGAGAGCCGUCAGGUGCUGGCUGGCGCGUCGCCACAGAGCCGCCGCCGUCAUCCAGCGGGCGGUCCGAAGGUUCCUCCUCCUGAGACGGCAGGACAGAGUUCACCGAGGCAUCGCCAAGGCUCAGGCUCUGUGGAGAGGACACCGCUCUCGCCUGCUGAGCGACGAUCCAAAGCUUGUGGCGCUGAGGCACCGCGUGCGCAAAGUCUCCGCCGAGGUACGGGAGGAAGACAAGCUGUGCAACAAGACCUCCUCAGCGCUGCAGUACCUGCUGCAGUACAAACACUUCUCCUACAUCCUGGAGGCUCUGAAAAACCUCGAGAUCGCCACCAGGCUGUCGCCGGAGUGCUGCGAGCGGCUGGUGGAGAGCGGCGCCACCAAAGUGAUCUUCACGCUGAUACGCAGCUGCAACAGGAGCGGGCCCUGCAUGGAGGUCAUCGCCUUCUCCGUCCAGAUCCUCCUCAACCUCUCCAAGUACCACAUGACCAUAGAGGCGGUUUACUCGGUGGAAAACUCCCUGGAAACUCUGCUGGAUUUACUGCAGAAAUACCGGGAGAAGGCUGGUGAUAAAGUGGCCGAGAAGGGCGGCAGCAUUUUCACCAAAGCCUGCUUCCUUCUCGCUCUGCUGCUGCAGGACAAACGCCGCGCCGAGGAGGUCGUUAAGGUCCCCAAGGCGCUGGAGCGGAUUCGCAGCAUCUACCGGCUCACCGCUCGCAAACACAAGAUGGACGAAGAGAGGAGCCUAACCAGGCAGAAGAUCAACGCCUCCAUCAACGGCAGCUUCUUCGUUCCGUCGACGCCUCGUAAACCGCGGCCGCCGCCAAAGUUUGCUCCAGAUUGGGUUCUCAGGAGGGACAAACUAAAAGACAUUGUGGAUCCUCUCAGGGCCAUCCAGAUGGUGGCGGAAACACUGUCUAUUGCACUCUAGUUAGACGUCCUCUGUUUUUUAUGUGUCUCAUUUUUUUGUUUUUACAGAAAAUACCAUAUUGUUUUUUUUUUAUGCUGUCGUUUGUAAAUAAUUGGAUCUGUUUUACGAUAUUAAAAUUGAUCUGUUUUAAUAA